CAAACAGAUGGGGACUUAGUCCUUUUUAAUUUUGGAAGACAUUCAAGGUCACGAACGUUUGUUUACAUACAAUCAGCUGACUCGAGGAUGACGUAAUCCCUCCCGGUCGGCACAUGCGGCUUUUUACUUCUUUCUGCUCACAUAAGAAUUAGAUUUUAAAAUUUAAAAUGGACUCCCAGAGCUAUUUUGGUUUAGUUGACUACAUAGUCUUUGCUGCAGUACUAGCCUUUUCCUCGGCAAUUGGCAUUUACUUCAGAUUUACGGGAGGGAAGCAGAAGACCUUUAAGGAAUAUAUGCUUGCUGACAACAGUAUGCCGAUGCUGCCUGUUGCUUUUUCACUUAUGGCCUCCUUCAUGUCAGCUAUCACAAUACUGGGAGUGUCAAAGGAGAAUUAUAUGUUUGGUACGCAGUUUAUAGUUAUCAAUAUAUCAUACAUCAUCUCAACUCCUAUUGUGUGCUACUUCUAUCUGCCGGUCUUCUUCAGGCUACAGAAUACCAGUGUUUAUGAGGAAAUUAUCUGA
This is a messenger RNA of Penaeus indicus, 521 nucleotides long. Its product is annotated as putative sodium-dependent multivitamin transporter. Gene Ontology annotation, molecular function: symporter activity. Gene Ontology annotation, biological process: sodium ion transport; transmembrane transport. NCBI's taxonomy places the organism in Eukaryota, Metazoa, Arthropoda, Malacostraca, Decapoda, Penaeidae. Gene Ontology annotation, cellular component: membrane. Bases 168 to 521 code for a protein of 117 amino acids. The transcript has 4 exons. The record is from RefSeq and is a predicted model, not a curated record.